AUGAUAUUCAACUCCGUUGUCACGGGAUCUCAAGCCCCGAGGUGUAAUUUCAACAGCGAAAGGCCGCUGCCGUUAACCCCUGACGAGGUUACUUCUGAGUGGCUUUCGGAAGCUCUUGGCGUUGCUGUGAAGGACUUUAAGAUCAGUUCUGUUAUACACGGCACCUCGUCCAAAGUCUUUGUGGACCUCGUCUUUGGUGAUGGUGUCAAGACUGAGAUUCCUAGUCGGGUUGUGCUUAAGGGAGGGUUCAAUCCGGUGAUUCGCGAGACGGUUCCUCAGAUGUUACCGACUUAUCGCCGCGAGGCUGAGUUCUACUAUCAUGUCGCUCCGCAGACAACGAUGCUUCUCCCUAAGAUCUGGUUCGCCGGCACAGAUACCGUCAACGGCCAAGGCAUAUUCAUCAUGUCAGAUGUAUCAAGCGAAGCUACCUUUGGCACACCAUUGGAGCCCUGGGCACCUGAGCGAGUCGGCGAAGCACUGAAGCAACUCGCUAGUCUGCACGAAAAGACAUGGAAUACCAAGGAGGAGGAAUAUCCCUGGCUCUUUGGCAAAGACGGAUCAAAGCUGGAGAACCCUGUUCGAAACAUUAUCCUUGCGCUGUUGGCGCCUGCACCAUGGGGAGCACGCUUCGAUGAAAAGGUUCGGCCGCCUGUAGCGAAGGAAUUGCUAGAUCCUGAUCGUAUACGAGAGGCUUUCCAAGCUCUGUGGAAACAUGCCGAUGCGGAUAAAAAGUAUUACUCACUAAUUCACGGUGACGACCAUGUCGGCAAUACCCUGAUUGCGAAUGACGGCACUCCUGGGUUCAUUGAUUGGCAGGGCCUGCAGUAUGGACCAUCGGUUCUUGACUUGGCUUAUUUCCUCACGGGUGCUUUGACGGUUGAGGAUAGACGGAAGCACGAAGCAAGUCUUGUUGAUACAUAUUUGGAGGCUUUGCAUAAGGAGGGAGGACCGAAGUUGACAAGGGAGGAUCUAUGGGAUGAUUAUCGGCGAUACAGUCUGCAGGGAUUCCUUUGGGCGAUGACGCCUCAGACUAUGCAGCCGGAUGAAGUGGUGUUUGCUAUGGCGGAGAGAUACUCUGCUUGUAUCAUUGACCAUGGAACUCUUGAGUUACUUGGCGUUUGA
Messenger RNA from Fusarium fujikuroi IMI 58289, 1122 nucleotides. RefSeq lists its product as uncharacterized. The transcript has a single exon. The record is from RefSeq and is a predicted model, not a curated record. NCBI's taxonomy places the organism in Eukaryota, Fungi, Ascomycota, Sordariomycetes, Hypocreales, Nectriaceae. The coding region runs from base 1 to 1122 and encodes 373 amino acids.